Messenger RNA from Phalaenopsis equestris, 1449 nucleotides. Its product is annotated as MADS-box protein SOC1-like. Gene Ontology annotation, biological process: positive regulation of transcription by RNA polymerase II. The coding region runs from base 507 to 1259 and encodes 250 amino acids. The transcript has 8 exons. Gene Ontology annotation, cellular component: nucleus. The record is from RefSeq and is a predicted model, not a curated record. Lineage: Eukaryota; Viridiplantae; Streptophyta; Magnoliopsida; Asparagales; Orchidaceae. Gene Ontology annotation, molecular function: protein dimerization activity; DNA-binding transcription factor activity, RNA polymerase II-specific; RNA polymerase II cis-regulatory region sequence-specific DNA binding.
AGAGAGAGGGAGGACCCCCGCGCGCGCGCAUCCAUGCGUGCCAAGCCUCGUACGAGGUGGGGCCCAUGAGUCCCAUCCCCGCCCCGCCAUUGGCCUCCUCCUCCCUUCUCUUUCACACCUCCUCCUCAAACCAGUCCACAGGGAGGUUGAAACCAACAAAAAAAAUAAAUUAAAGGUGGGGAAGAUGAUGGCAGCGAGCGAAUCAGAAGCUAGGGGUAGCUUCCCGGGUUUCCGUUUUCUACCAAAAGUUCUAUUAUUGGAGGGGCCAUGGCGGACGAAUAAGGAAAGCCCGGCCACUCCCCCGCUAAGAAAAUCCAAUCUUUUUUCACUUCCUCCGCCGUCCCGCUGCGCCGCCGGACUAGGGUUCGGCCGCCACGGUGCGCUCAACGGUCGGGCUGAGAUCCUUAGCUUGCAGUUCUCUGACAGAUCUGCGAGUUUCUGGAUUCUAUUGCGCAAAUCGUCCAUCUUUCGCCUGCUUCUGCAGCAAAGGAUUCAGAGAGAUUGAAAUGGUGAGGGGGAAGACGGAAUUGAGGCGUAUAGAGAACCCGACGAGCAGGCAGGUGACUUUCUCGAAACGUAGGAACGGAUUGUUGAAGAAGGCGUUCGAGCUUUCAGUGCUCUGUGACGCGGAGAUCGGCCUCAUCAUUUUCUCCUCCAGCGGGAAGCUCUACGAGUUCUCCAGUUCCAGCAUGUCGAACACUAUUGAGCGUUACAAGAAACAUGUCAAAGAUGUGAUCGAGAAUAGCAGAUCAACUGAGCAAAAUAUUCAGCCCUCGAAGAAGGAUGCAGAAGAUAUGGCAAGGAAGAUCGAGCUCCUCAAUGUUUCGAAGCGGAAGCUAAUGGGGGAAAGCCUCGAAUCCUGUUCUGUGGAAGAGCUCCAUGAACUUGAGAGUCAGCUCGAGCAGGGCCUAACCAGAGUUAAGAGAAGAAAGAACCAUGUUCUAAAGGAGCAGAUAACGCAACUUAAAGAAAGGGAGAGGGAGCUACAAGAAGAGCAUGAUUUGCUUCAAAAGCAAGCGGAUUUCUUAGCUUCAUCAUUGAGGAAGCCUGAGGUAGCCGUAGAAGCUCUUCAGGAAGUUGUUCCUGAAGGGGAUAACCAGCACAAGGAUGUAGAGACAGAACUGUACAUCGGAUGGCCUGCAGGGGGAAGCACCCAACAACUUUUGAAAAGAAAGAUUGAGGUAAAGAAUAAUGUUAAGUGUAGACUGAUUGCAGAAGCAAGGUUCCAACGGCUAUGGCUGCUUCCUGCAACUCUGUAAGGGCACAGAAGUAAUUUUCACAAGAAUUAUUUAAAAUUUAUAAAACUAAGCAAUUUUAUUAAAUAAAUGACGGAUCGUUGCAUGCUGAUGUUGCAGGCAAUUAUAAUUAUUAGCUAAAAGCAAAAUAGCUAUUUAGACUAUUGUUGUGUCUCAAAAUGAUAUGAAUUAUAUUGUUAAAAAUAAUCCAGUU